UCUAAUUGAUUAUUUUUCUAAUUAUUUAAAGUUAAUUGUACACUUCAAACAGUAUCCAUCCAUAUAAUAACUGAAAUGUCCGAAACCUGCGGAUAAUAACAGGUGAUAGCGCUGAGUAGUAUAUUGAGGGUUUUGCUAAUUGCUACCCAUUGCCUAAACCCUAAUAUCUCAGACCAUUAAUCCACUAGUACCCGCUUUGGCUUCCUCCCGAACGCCGAACGAUUGCCGGCUGACGAGCGAAUCGGCCGACUUCCACCAGACCACCACCACUGUCCACAGACCUUCACUAUUUUGUGUAGGAGUCUAAAAGCUCAUUUACACCCUAAUCAGAUUGAUAUUUUGUUAUUCUCCUGCUAUACUACAUGGCUCAAUUGCAUGCUUUUUCUGCUUCUGCUGCUGCCACUCCUGGUUCCGUUUUCUAUGGCCUAAAAACCUCAGGUUUUUCUGAGGCUCGUGAUAAGCUAUGCUGCCAGAGGAGACAUACACACAAGUUGUUUGCAAACAUGUGUGAGUUUUACGGCAAUUUUGUUCGUCAAAAUAAGAGUUUCAUAAAUAAAGUUCAACAGAAACAAGCUAUCAAAGCAACUAUAGCAAGCGACAAGGAGGUUGAGACCAAUGGAAGAGGCCUACGGGGUAAAUUGAAUAAGGUGGUUCUAGCUUACAGUGGUGGCUUGGACACAUCAGUUAUUGUCCCAUGGCUGAGGGAAAAUUAUGGCUGUGAAGUUGUCUGUUUUACUGCUGAUGUCGGCCAGGGAUUACAAGAACUAGAGGGCUUGGAACAAAAGGCCAAAGCUAGUGGUGCGUGUCAAUUGGUUGUGAAGGAUUUGAAAGAGGAGUUUGUCAGAGAUUACAUAUAUCCUUGCUUACGUGCUGGUGCUAUCUAUGAGAGGAAGUAUCUUCUUGGGACUUCAAUGGCUCGUCCUGUCAUUGCGAAGGCUAUGGUGGAUGUUGCAAAAGAGGUUGGAGCAGAUGCUGUUUCUCAUGGGUGUACUGGAAAAGGAAAUGAUCAGGUCCGAUUUGAGCUCACAUUUUCUGCUCUGAAUCCUGCUCUCAAUGUUGUCGCUCCAUGGAGGGAGUGGGACAUUACUGGGAGAGAAGAUGCUAUUGAAUAUGCCAAAAAGCACAAUGUACCUGUUCCUGUAACAAAGAAAUCUAUUUAUAGCAGAGACAGGAAUUUAUGGCACCUUAGUCAUGAGGGAGACAUCCUGGAAGACCCAGCUAAUGAGCCAAAAAAGGAUAUGUAUAUGAUGAGUGUUGACCCUGAAGAUGCACCCAACACACCUGAAUACAUUGAAAUCGGCAUUAUUUCUGGAGUCCCUGUAUCUCUCAAUGGAAAGGAACUGUCCCCUGCUACCCUAUUAACUGAGCUUAACGAAAUAGGGGGAAAACAUGGAAUUGGCCGAAUUGACAUGGUUGAAAACCGUUUGGUGGGUAUGAAGAGUCGCGGUGUGUAUGAAACUCCUGGUGGUACCAUCCUUUUUACUGCUUCCCAAGAACUCGAGUCUCUAACUCUUGAUCGGGAGACAAUUCAAGUAAAGGACUCACUUGCCCUCAAGUAUGCGGAGCUUGUUUAUGCGGGUCGAUGGUUUGAUCCACUUCGUGAGUCCAUGGAUGCAUUCAUGAAGGAAAUUACACGAACAACUACUGGUUCAGUGACACUCAAACUUUAUAAGGGGUCUGUCACAGUAACUAGUAGAAAAAGUCCGUACAGCUUGUACAGAGAAGAUAUUUCAUCAUUCGAGACUGGGAAGAUUUACGAUCAAGCUGAUGCUGGUGGGUUUAUCAGACUCUAUGGUUUACCCAUGAGGGUGAGGGCCAUGCUUGAAAAGGGCAUGUAAGAUGUUUCUAAGCUGCUUAUUUUGUUGGUGUUUUAGUUGCAUUAGAGUUGUAAGCAGACCUCCUUAGCGUAUCGCAACAUCAUUUGAUUUUCGCUUUGACUCUUCAUAAAUCGCUGUUUGGAAUUUUGAAUUUAGUUACAGUUAAGCUUUCUUAA
Molecule: messenger RNA, 1993 nt
Organism: Amaranthus tricolor (Joseph's coat)
Lineage: Eukaryota; Viridiplantae; Streptophyta; Magnoliopsida; Caryophyllales; Amaranthaceae
Product: argininosuccinate synthase, chloroplastic
Exons: 11
Coding region: 363-1838 (491 amino acids)
Biological process (GO): L-arginine biosynthetic process; urea cycle
Cellular component (GO): cytoplasm
Molecular function (GO): ATP binding; argininosuccinate synthase activity
Source: RefSeq, a predicted model, not a curated record